This is a messenger RNA of Trifolium pratense (red clover), 1301 nucleotides long. RefSeq names its product 40S ribosomal protein SA-like. Lineage: Eukaryota; Viridiplantae; Streptophyta; Magnoliopsida; Fabales; Fabaceae. The transcript is spliced from 5 exons. Gene Ontology annotation, biological process: ribosomal small subunit assembly; cytoplasmic translation. Gene Ontology annotation, molecular function: structural constituent of ribosome. Gene Ontology annotation, cellular component: 90S preribosome; cytosolic small ribosomal subunit; ribosome. The record is from RefSeq and is a predicted model, not a curated record. The coding region runs from base 153 to 1064 and encodes 303 amino acids.
CUCGUCCAAUUAAACCUAAACUCCGUAUAAUUAGCCACCAUAAUUCUCAAAAACCCUACCAUUUCGAUUCUCACUUAGAGAAGUAACAAACUAACCUCCCUCCCUCCCUCUUUCGUUAACCCUACCUGCCGCGCCGAUCACUCUCCGCAACCAUGGCUACCACCAAUGCAGGCACAGCGCAGCCGCGUACACUCUCUGAGAAAGAAGCCGCUAUCCAAAUGAUGUUGGCUGCCGAUGUGCAUCUCGGUACCAAGAACUGCGAUUUCCAAAUGGAACGCUACAUCUUCAAGCGCCGCGAUGACGGUAUUUAUAUUAUCAAUCUUGGUAAGACAUGGGAAAAGCUUCAACUUGCUGCUAGGGUUAUUGUUGCAAUUGAAAAUCCUAAGGAUAUCAUUGUUCAAUCUGCUAGACCUUAUGGACAAAGGGCUGUUCUCAAAUUUGCUCAGUAUACUAGUUGUCAUGCUAUUGCUGGAAGACACACUCCUGGUACUUUCACCAAUCAGCUUCAAACUUCAUUCAGUGAGCCUCGUCUUCUUAUCCUUACCGAUCCAAGAACCGAUCACCAGCCAAUUAAGGAAGCUGCUCUUGGAAAUAUUCCAACAAUUGCUUUCUGUGACACUGAUUCUCCUAUGAAUUAUGUUGACAUUGGUAUCCCUGCCAACAACAAAGGAAAGCACAGCAUUGGUUGUCUGUUUUGGCUUCUGGCUAGGAUGGUGUUGCAGAUGCGUGGCACUAUUCGUCCUGGCCAUAAGUGGGAUGUCAUGGUGGAUCUAUUCUUCUACAGAGAUCCUGAGGAGGCCAAGGAGGAAGAAGUGGAUGAAGUUCCUGUUCAAGAUUAUGCCAUUGCUGAUUUCAAUGCAGUUGCGGCACCCAAUGAUGGACAGUGGCCUGCUGCAAUUGAUCAGCCAUGGACUGAUGCCGUUCCACAACCUAUUGCAGCAGCUCCUGGAGUCAACUGGGCAGCCUCAGAAGCUGUUGCAGGGGAUUGGGGUGAAGCUGUUCCACCUCCUAACCAAAUACCUCCUCCUGGAGUUGAAUCUAUCCAAGCAACUGGCUGGGAAUAAACUAGUGGUUUUUGAUCGUAUGAUGUCCCAUCCGGCCAUUUAUUUUUUGCCUUUCCUUACCUUCCAAAGUAACAUCUGUUAAGAAUGAGCUUCAGUAAUUUUGUUUACGGCCAAGAAUAUUUGGUAAAGUUUUCCUAUUUAUUGUUUAGGCAGUUAUAAAUUAUAAUUUGUGAAUGUUUUGCUGUGAUUGCUGUCUACAUUUUGAUGAUAAUCUAUCCAUUUAUGAAUUUAGGUAUA